Molecule: messenger RNA, 6754 nt
Organism: Salvelinus fontinalis (brook trout)
Lineage: Eukaryota; Metazoa; Chordata; Actinopteri; Salmoniformes; Salmonidae
Product: myosin-IIIb-like
Exons: 30
Coding region: 247-3480 (1077 amino acids)
Cellular component (GO): myosin complex
Molecular function (GO): ATP binding; cytoskeletal motor activity
Source: RefSeq, a predicted model, not a curated record
UGCACGCCUUUUAACUUCAGUACUCCCCUGGGAGUAGAGUAAACUCAGCUCUGUUACGCUGUGUGCACUGCUGUCACAGUAGCCUUUUUACGACAUAACACCGCUGUCGUUUUUAGGCGCAUAUGUUGGAUUUUAAUGUCAGAAAACCAAGGGAAAUUAAUUAGUUUUUAUCAAGCUUCAGUAUAGUCCAGUAACGCUACAUAUAAUAUUGCAUCCGAGUUUAUCGAAUAAAUACGAUUUAGAAAAAUGGAGGGGCUCUUCCACGAAGAUUUGGCAGCCUUGUCAGAUUUGGAUGAACAAAGUUUGUUGGAAUCCCUGAGUCAACGGUUCAAACAAGAUCGCAUCUAUACCUACAUUGGGGACAUCUUGGUGGCCAUAAAUCCAUUUAAAUACCUCCCUCUCUAUGUGAAAGAGGUGUCAGAGAGGUAUAAGUACCAUGAGAAGAGCAAGCUACCUCCUCAUAUAUUCGCUGUGGCAGACAGGGCCUACCAGUCCAUGAUGGGAAGGUUAGCCACGGGACGCCGAAACCAAUGCAUUGUUAUCAGUGGGGAGAGUGGAGCAGGGAAGACCGAGAGCACCAAGCUGCUGCUCAGACAGAUCAUGGAGCUGUGCAGAGCCAACUCACAGCUGGAGCAACAGAUACUACAGGUGAAUCCUCUGCUGGAGGCCUUUGGCAAUGCCCAGACUGUGAUGAAUGACAACAGCAGUCGCUUCGGGAAGUACAUUCAGCUGCGCUUCCACAACUCCUCAGUAAAAGGAGCUAAGAUCAACGAGUACCUCCUGGAGAAGUCUCGUGUGGUCCACCAGGAUGAGGGCGAGAGAAACUUCCAUAUCUUCUACUGCAUGCUGGCGGGCAUCUCCCCGGACGACAAAGACAUGUAUGGACUCCUGGACCCCACGCAGUACAGGUAUCUGAAUGGGCGGUACGGCUCGGAGGACAUAGUGAGGAAAUGGGGGGAGAAGUACAGUGAAGUGUGUAACGCAAUGGACAUGGUGGGAUUUCAGGAACAGGAGAAGGUAGACAUGAUGACUAUCCUGGCAGGGAUCCUGUCUUUGGGAAACAUCAUGUUUGAGCCCACAGAGACCGACGUGCUCAGGGUCACUGGCAAGUCCAUGGGCUGGCUCAAAGCCACAGCCGGUCAGUUUGGGGUGCAGGAGGAGGAGUUGCUGAGGAGUCUGACCUGUACUCUGUCUGUGACGAGAGGAGAGGCCAUCCGCAGGCUGCACAACCAGCAGCAGGCCGAGGAUGCAAGGGACUCCAUUGCCAAAGUGGCUUAUGGGAGAGUAUUCGGCUGGAUUGUCAGUAAAGUUAACGAACUGCUGGCUCCCAACGUUGACUUUGACGUUGAGCUGACUGAAAUAGGUAUCCUUGACAUUUUCGGGUUUGAGAAUUUUGCCGUGAACCGUUUUGAGCAGCUCUGCAUCAACCUGGCCAAUGAACAGCUGCAGUACUUCUUUAACCACCACAUCUUUCUGAUGGAGCAGAAUGAAUACAAGGAAGAGGGCAUCGAGUGGGAGACGAUCUCCUUCAAAGACAACAAGCCUAUCCUGGACCUGAUCCUUACUAAACCUAUUGGGAUACUUUCUCUCCUGGAUGAGCAGAGUGCCUUUCCUCAGGCGUCAGACAGAGACUUUGUGGACAAGUUGAACAGUAAAUUUAAAAGCAGUCCACACUAUGAGGUGGUCCGGAGUCGCAGCCCCCUCUUCACUGUGGUUCACUAUGCUGGGAAGGUCCAGUAUAAUGGAGGAGGCUUCCUAGAGAUGAACAGAGAUACUAUCCCAGCCAGCAUCAGAGACCUCUUCAUCAACAGUGUCACCCCUCUACUCAGUGUCCUCUUCGCAGCCACAAUCUCCAGGACAGGGACCUUGAUGCCACGCAAAGCAAAGGUCAUGCAAAAGGCAGAUGACAACUUUAACUCAACUAGGAAACAGUCGGUGGGGGCCCAGUUUAAGCACUCUCUGGCUGUGCUGAUGGAGAAGAUGUUUGUGGCCAGUCCUCACUUUGUUCGCUGCAUCAAACCUAACGGCAACAAGCUUCCUGACCAGGUGGACAACAAAAGGGUCAUGGACCAGCUAAGAUACAACGGCCUGCUGGAAACCAUCAGGAUACGAAGAGAUGGCUUCUCCUGGCGACCCUCAUUCAAAGAAUUUGCUCAGAGAUAUAACAUUCUGCUGAUCAAGCCAGAUUUACCACUAACCAAGGAAAGCUGCUUGUCCAUCCUCAACACUACUGAGAUACAUGGCUGGAAGUGUGGGUCGUCUCGUCUGUUCUUUAAGUACUGGCACCAGGAGGAGUUGUCCAGGCUGUUGGAGAGACUGGGCAAAGCAGCACUUGUCAUCCAGAAAAACUACCUCUCUCUGCGCUACAGGAGGAAGUACCUGUCCCUACUGUUGGAGGUGAGCAGACAGAGGCAGGCUCAGAGAGAGAGGGAGGAGGAGAACAAGAGGCCCGUCUCUCCACCCGUGCCCCUACCCAGGAGGAAGAAGCCUCAGCCCCGGCCUCGCUCCAUCAUGCCCACAGCUGCCCACCUGGCCCCUGUCCCCCGGCCCCGCAACAAACAGUUUGAGGCCACUCCCUUUGACAACCUGGAGGUGCACAGUGAGCUGGCUGAGCUGAUAGGCCAGGCGGGGGGAGAGGAGCGGGCCAGGGAGAGGAGCAAGAAGAGAAUGGACAACAUCCGCUGGUUCAAGGAGACGCAGGCCCGCAAGGUGGUCCGCAACGGUGCCUUCCCCUGCUGGUUCCAUGGCAUGAUAACACGUAGACAAGCUGAGGAUCUGAUGACGGACAAGCCUGUAGGCUGCUUCCUGAUUCGUGUAGGACAGAGCCGGGAGGGCUACACACUCACAUACAAGGGGGCAAACCGAUGUAGGCACUACAUGAUCGAGAUGCAGUCCAACGGGAAGUAUGUGAUCCUGGGGGAGGAUAAAGCCCACCCCUCCUUGCCUGACCUGGUGCAGCACCACAGCCGGGUGGGCAUCAAGCCCUUCAACGAGCUGCUCACCACCUCCUGUGGACAGACAUGUGACCACAACACAGACUACGAGGACUUGAAGGGCCUGGAUCACCUGGCCGUGGUCGACCGCAGGAGCACCAUGUCUGGGGAAGAGGGCGAGUCGAGCCCGGAUCAGGUCCACCUGGAGUUCCAGCAGCUCUUCCUGCCGCCGGGGCAGAACCCCGACCUGGAGGCCCAGAGACCCCCUGUCCUCAGGCGGAUAUCUGACCGCAGACACCGGGCAGAGGCUGGAGGAGGAGGAGAGGCCCUGAGAGGGAAGCUCAGAGAUGGGGAGAGAGGAAGAGCGUGGGGAGAUGAGGGCGAGCGGGACCGCAAGAGCAGGCCCUUUCCCCGGUUGUAUCCUUCCAUCCGAUUGGCUAUGAGGGAGAUCCAGCAGAUCCAACAGCACUUUUCAGAUGUCCAGGAACAGAGCACCGCUGUCUCUCACAGUACACCCAAACCCUCCUGGGGGAGGACAGAUUCAUAACCCAUGUGAUGGAGGGAGUUCAUUCAAAGCUGCUAUUUGUUGUUUUUGCCUGUCAGAAUGAGUUAACUGGACCUUAUUCUGUCAAGCGUUAACCAGGUUUUUAUAAACAAAUUGUAAGGAGAUACUUCCUUGUUUUACUAGUGUUUUAUGUAGUCACAAUUUUAAUAUAAAUUUAAGUUUCUGAAUAUUGUUUUAUGUGUGUAUGUAAAUUAUUCAGUGGGAAUUUUACAUUCACUGUUUUACUGAAUGUGUUUUUUACAUUUUAGAUAUCUGGUUGUCAAGUUUUUUUCUUCAUAAUAAUAAAAUCUGCAGUUAAAAAAGCUUAGGCCACAGCCAUGCAUUCCUUCUUUAGUUUCACCAUAUCAGUCAUCAGUGAGGUAUUUUUUUUGGUUUAAUUUUUUUAUUUUUUAUUUUAAAUCACCCAAUAUGCUUGCAGACCUGUGGCGAGGAGUGGUUUGGGCUUCAACAGAUAUUACUAGCAGCCAGUGAUAUUCAGAUUAGUAGACAGAUCACAGCCCAGUUUCCCAAAAGCAUCUUAAAGUUAAGUUCAUCUUAUAAUCAUAUGACCUAUAGUUCUAACGAUUAAUUUAUUAGCCUUAAGAUGCUUUUGGAAUACCGGGCCCAAAACCAUAGAGGCCUCUAUUUGCCAAAAGGCCAUGUUGUCAUGGGCAGUGCCAUUGAGGGCUUCCACCAUUUUAAUGUAGCCAACUGGGUGGGACUUCCAACUUCAUUGGCUGAUGCAUCCUGGUGACUCUGUUGGAGUCAUGUCCAACCGGGUCAUCAGGAGCGAUCAGCCAAUCAUGAAGAAGAAAAUUAACUACUUCAAAAUAGAGAGAGUACUUUAUUUAUUUGAGUCAAUCUUUUGGUGCUGUCAGACACUAUAAUGACACAGAUGCAAAGAUGAGUCCUCGAUCUCUAUGAUCAGAUCAGGCAAACAGGAUUCACUGGGCCAUAGAUCUAAAUCAACCAGAUUGGACAGGGCCAUAGAUCUAAGUCAACCAGAUUGGACAGGGCCAUAGAUCUAAAUCAACCAGAUUGGACAAGGCCAUAGAUCUAAAUCAACCAGAUUGGACAGGGCCAUAGAUCUAAAUUGACCAUAUACUGUAGGACUCCAAAUCUCAUUGGAUCUCAGGAUUCUGGCUCUCGCCCUGUCACCAUCUACUCCAUCCAAGGUAAUGUGAUGCUGCUGUGAAACUUAUGGAUAUACGUUGUGCACAACUCAUGGAUGUCAAAUGAUUCGAGAUGGACGUCACAGCGGGAAAGUGCUAGAUGAGCGAACUUGUGAGUGAAAUUAAUGAAGAUCACGUGACUGAGGAAAAUAUUGCCGUGGUUAAAGAUAAUAUUGAAGUGAAUGACAGGAGCCUAUUGAGAAACAAAAAAUGUCUGGAAUUGUUGGAAACAUUGGACAGUUUGAUAAAACUAUUGAGCAGUGGAACUCAUAUACAGAAUGGUUAGAAUAUUUUGUUCUUGCAAAUGACAUUGAGGACAAAAUGGUGCCAACGUUUUUUGUGUGAUAGGUCCAAACAUUUAAUUUACUACGCAGCCUGCUACAGCCAGACAGGCCAGGUCAAAUGAAGUAUGGUGAUAUUGUGGGAAUCAUGAAAUGACACUUUUCACCAAAACCACUAGUUGCUGAAAGGUUUAGGUUCCAAAGAAGAAAUCAGAAAUGGGGCGAAUCAGUGACAGUUUGCUGCUGUGUUAAUUUAAUGUUGUUCAUUGACUACACCUCAGCGUUUAACACCAGUGUCCUCCAAGCUCAUCACUAAGCUCAGGACCCUGGCACUGAAAACUUCCGUCUGCAACUGGCUCCUGGACUUCCUGACGGGCCGCCCCCGGGGGUUGAGGUAGCCAUACUGGUUGUGUGCCUUGAAUUCUAAAUAAAUCACUGACAGUAUCACCAGCAAAGUCACCCCACCCAUCACACCACCUCCUACAUGCUUCACGGUGGGAACCACACAUGCAGAGAUCAUCCGUUCACCUACUCUGCGUCUCACAAAGACACGACGGUUGGAACCAAAAAUCUAAAAUUUGGACUCAUCAGACCAAAGGACAGAUUUCCACCAGUCAAGUCCAUUUGCUCGUGUUUCUUGGCCCACGCAAGUCUCUUCUUCCUGUUGGUGUCCUGUAGUAGUGGUUUCUUUGCAGCAAUUUGACCAUGAAGGCCUGAGUCAAGCAGUCUCCUCUGAACAGUUGAUGUUGGGAUGUCUGUUACUUGAACUCUGAAGCAUUUAUUUGGGCUGCAAUUUCUGAGGCUGGUAACUCUAAUGAAUUUAUCCUCUGCAGCAGAGGUAACUGGGUCUUCCUUUCCCCUCGCGGUCCUCGUGAGAGCCAGUUUCAUCAUAGCGCUUGAUACUUUUUUCGACUGUACUUGAAGAAACUUUCAAAGUUCUUGAAAAAAAAAUUCUGCAUUGACUGACCUUCAUGACUUAAAGUAAUGGACUGUUGUUUCUCUUUGCUUAUUUGAUCUGCUUUUGCCAUAAUAUGGACUUGGUCUUUUACCAAAUAGGGCUCUCUUCUGUAUAUCAACCCUACCUUGUCACAACACAACUGAUUGGCUCAAACGCAUUAAGAAGGAAAUAAAUUCCACUUGUUAACUUUUAACAAGGCACACCUGCUAAUUGAAAUGCAUUCCAGGUGACUACCCUAUGAAGCUGGAUGAGAGAAUGCCAAGAGUGUGUAAAGCUGUCAAGGCAAAGGGUGGCUACUUUGAAGAAUCUAAAGUAUAAAAUAUAUUGGUUUGUUUAACGCUUUUUUUUUGGUUACUACAUGAUUCCUUAUGUUUUAUUUCAUAGUUUUGUUGUCUUCACUAUUAUUCUACAAUGUAGAAAAUAGUAAAAAAUAAAGAAAAUCCCUUGAAUUAGUAGGUGUGUCCCAACUUUGACUGGAACUGUAAGUUUUCACACCUCUGAGUCAAUACAUUUGAGUCACUUUGGGCUAUGAUUACAGCUGUGAAAACACCUGGAUUGUACAAUAUUUGCACAUGAUUAUUUUUUUAAUUCUUCAAGCUCUGUCAAGUUGGUUGUUGAUCAUUGCUAGACAGCCAUUUUCAAGUCUAGCCAUAUCUUCUAGCUGAUUUAAGUAAAACUGUAACUAGUCCACUCAGAAACAUUCACUGUCAUCUUGGUAAGCAACUCCAGUGUAUAUUUGGCCUUGUGUUUAAUGUUAUUUUCCUGUUGAAAAGUGAAUCCAUCUUGGGGUUGUGCCGCAGAGCAUCAUGGCAUGGGGUUCUAUGUGUUGUAGACUGAACACGUUCAAUAUAUAUGGUUGAACUAAA